CAUUUCCUAGUCAGCAGUCACCAACAACAACUCUGUCUUUUGUCUGUUUUAUACUCUCUGAAUAUGCAGAGAUCAAAACUAUCAAACAAGAAAACAAACUUUACUAACUCACUCACUCACCCGCAUCAUCUAAAUCAAUGCCGACUCUGUCACUACUUUCACUACACACUAUUGUCUUCUUCAUUUCUCUUUUAUCAAGUUUGGUUCACAUUGGUUUGGCUGAUGGAGGAUUCUGUUCAGCUCCUUCUGUAUUGGAUGAGGAAAAAGAUUCACAAUCUCUCUACUGGAAAGUUACUAAUCCAACACUGUCUCCUUCUCAUCUCCAAGACUUACCAGGUUUCACACGCAGCGUUUACAAAAGAGACCAUGCUUUGAUAACACCUGAAAGUCAUGUGUUUAGUCCGUUACCUGAGUGGACAAAUACGUUAGGAGCAUAUCUAAUCACUCCGGCCAUGGGCUCACACUUUGUGAUGUACCUAGCAAAGAUGCAAGGACAAUCAAGAUCAGGACCUCCUCCUCAUGGUGUAGAGAGGUUCAUAUUCAUGGUUCAGGGUUAUGUUACUCUCACAAAUGCAUCUGGGUUCAUCUACAAACUGAUGGUGGAUUCAUAUGCUUAUCUACCUCCAAAUUCUGAACAUUCUGUGGAAAGUGAUGCAUCUGCUACUCUUGCCAUCUUUGAGCGGAGGUAUGCUUCUCUGGACAAUCUUAUUACGGAACAGAUUGUGGGUUCAACAGACAAGCAACCACUUCUUGAGACUCCAGGGGAGGUGUUUGAACUUAGGAAGCUUCUCCCCCCAUCAUUGCAUUACGACUUCAACAUCCAUAUCAUGGAUUUUCAACCCGGUGAAUUUCUUAAUGUAAAGGAAGUUCACUAUAAUCAACAUGGUUUACUGCUAUUAGAGGGACAGGGCAUAUAUCGUUUGGGUGAUAGCUGGUACUCAGUCCAAGCUGGUGAUGUCAUUUGGAUGGCCCCAUUUGUGCCUCAAUGGUAUGCUGCGCUUGGUAAAACCAGGACAAGGUAUCUACUGUACAAAGAUGUAAACAGGAAUCCACUUCAAUGACGUCUAAAACGAGCCCUUGGGCUUCAUUGACAUAAUUCUGACCUGGAGAUCUACCUCUGGAGCAACAAAUGAGCUGCUGAAGCCUACAAAUAUCACAAUGUGUGGGCAAAAGAGUCAAUGUCUGUGUAAUCAUUCCUGAUAGAGCUUAUAGAACCUAUUUGGUAAAUAAAUUGCCAUUCUGCCCCCUCUUGUAAUAUAAAAAGAUUCCUGAAAAUUGUUGAAUACGUUCCAAUGAUCAUAACCAUGCCUAGAAAGAGUAUAUUUUACUGAA
Messenger RNA from Ricinus communis (castor bean), 1332 nucleotides. Its product is annotated as (S)-ureidoglycine aminohydrolase. The record is from RefSeq and is a predicted model, not a curated record. The transcript has 13 exons. Bases 138 to 1061 code for a protein of 307 amino acids. Gene Ontology annotation, molecular function: ureidoglycine aminohydrolase activity. NCBI's taxonomy places the organism in Eukaryota, Viridiplantae, Streptophyta, Magnoliopsida, Malpighiales, Euphorbiaceae.